AUGUUCUAUUUUCAUUUGACCAGGAAACAACGACGAGAUGAGCUGCUUCAAGAGCAGCAACGACAAAGUGGCCAACUGCACAAGAAAACUGGUCCUUUUCAUUCGGAACGUAUGGAACGGUGUAAAAACUGCUGUAAAUCCGUAACAACAUUUAUAUUUUCACGUGUUGGACUUUGUUUACUCGUUGUGGCAUAUGCGUUUGCUGGCGGCGUUGUAUUUCAAUUACUUGAAGGGCCUCAUGAAGGCGAAGUUAGUCAAGGUGUUCAUCGACGUUUAAAUAUAACAGUAGAACGAUUAUUUAACACGAGUGAACAAUCAAAAGUUUUACAUGUAAAUAAUUGGACAACGAUGGCUAGACAAAUACUUGAAGAAUACCAAUUAGAUUUAGUUCGCCAAACAAAACGUGGUUAUCAAGGCGAACGUUUUGAAGAUGAUACUAAACAAUGGAAUUUUCCAGGUGCAAUUCUCUAUGCUAUUACAGUUAUUACAACAAUCGGCUAUGGACAUAUAACUUGCAAAACAAAUUAUGGAAAAAUCAUGACAAUGAUCUAUGCUAUAUUUGGUAUUCCUCUAAUGUUAUUAUGUCUAGCAAAUAUUGGUUCGACAAUGGCUGAUGCAUUUCGUUUUAUCUAUUGUAAUGUUUGCUGUUCCUAUUGUAAUAUGAUAAAGAAACGUCGUAAUAUUCGAGCAUUACAAUCAGUUGAAUUAUCACAGAAUUCAUCAUCAUCAGUUCCAAAAUUUCCCAAUGUAACAACAUCACCACCAAGUUCUCUAGCAACAGUAUCGACCAAUCAUAUUGAAUCUAAGCCAUCGACAAGUGUUGUUGAAUUUGUUGAUAAUUUUAAUAUUGAUUAUCGUAAAGCAACAAUACCAAUUAGCGUUACACUUUCAUUAUUAUCAUCAUAUUUAAUACUUGGAGCCGUGCUUUUUAGCGAAUGGGAAAAUUGGAAGCUUUUAGAUGGUGCUUAUUUUUGUUUUGUUACACUUGCAACAAUCGGUUUAGGCGAUCUUGUACCAGGAAAAUCAAUCACAUCAACACAAGUUGAAGGUAAACUUGUUAUAUGUGCUCUUUAUGUUCUUUUUGGUUUAUCAUUAAUGGCUAUGUGUUUUAAUUUGAUGCAAGAGGAAGUACGCGCUAAAUUUCGAAGACUAGGAAAUAAACUUGGAAUUAUUGAUGAUCCGAACUUUUGGUAA
Molecule: messenger RNA, 1194 nt
Organism: Rotaria socialis
Lineage: Eukaryota; Metazoa; Rotifera; Eurotatoria; Philodinida; Philodinidae
Source: the annotation of a GenBank genome assembly